CAGGUUCAAUAUAAGAGGGGAGAAGCAGGGAUUAGCAGGAAAAGAUCUGAUGCAUGGGGAAGUAGUCAUCAAGACUGACCCCAUUCUAACGAAGAAACAAUUGAAAGAAGGAAAAAACAAAACAAGCAGAUUGACUUGAUUAUCAAUUACUGCAUCAUGGCAGAGUCGGUCGCAUGCAACUUUAUAAACAUUCCCGUAUAUGAAGCAAUAGCUUCCUGGAUAGAAACGGCCUCUCUACCGAUUGUUUUGUUGGGAGCCAAAGGAGUGGAAAAGACAACCACGCUAAUCAUGUUACAUGAAUCAUGCAAAAGACCGAAACAUUAUUUUUACCGUAAUCGGGGGCGUCUUGUCUGUGCAGUGUCCAGAUAUGGACUUGUGGGUUUGCUGAAAAAGUUCCGUAUAAACUACUCCGACCUCAAUACACAAGUGGUGAAUCCGACUGAGGAGGUUGCAUGGUCGUUACUGAGACGGUCCAACAACGAAAUGAUCUCCGACCCCGCAAACGAGCGCAUGUUGUCAACCAGCAUCUUUCCACUGAUGUUUCCCUUCGGGACGAAACGGUUGAACUACUCAAGCAAGUCAACCUCAAAGGUGAAAGCAAUGUUCGCGGAUACAUUUUUGAAACACUCAUAUUUUCGAACUUUACUAGUGUAG
This is a messenger RNA of Dendronephthya gigantea, 654 nucleotides long. RefSeq lists its product as uncharacterized. The transcript is spliced from 8 exons. NCBI's taxonomy places the organism in Eukaryota, Metazoa, Cnidaria, Anthozoa, Malacalcyonacea, Nephtheidae. Bases 157 to 654 code for a protein of 165 amino acids. The record is from RefSeq and is a predicted model, not a curated record.